AUGGAUGGAAUCGGUGUUUUGAUGAUGCACCCCAUGAACAACUACCUGGAGCAAGAGCUCGACAAGCGGUUCAAGCUCUUCCGCUACUGGACCCAACCCAAUCCGACCGAAUUCCUCGCCGACUCGAUCCGCGCGGUGGUCUUGAGCUCCAGAGCCGGCGCUAGGGCCAACCUGAUCGACGCGCUGCCGAAUUUGGAGAUAGUCUCGAGCUUCAGCGUGGGAUUGGAUAAAAUCGACUUGGCCAGGUGUAAGGAGGAGGGGAUUAGGGUUACCAACACGCCCGGUGUGGUGACAGAUGACGCGGCGGAUCUCGCCAUCAGGCUGAUGCUGGCUGUUCUCCGUCGGAUUCGCCAGUGUGACAAGUAUGUGCGGAGUGGGGAUUGGAAAUUCGAGGACUUCAGGUUGACUACUAAGUUCAGCAGCAAAAGAGUUGGCAUCAUAGGAUUAGGCAGGAUCGGUGUAGCAGUCGCUGAGAGAGCAGAGGCGUUCGGCUGCCCCAUUAGUUACUACUCAAGAUCGAAGAAAGCCGGUGCCACAAGCUACACUUACUAUGGCUGCGUUGUCGAACUGGCAUUAAACAACGACGUCCUAGUGGUAGCUUGUGCCCUGACUCCAGAGACGACCCACAUUGUGAACCGGGAAGUACUCGAUGCUCUGGGUCCAAAGGGAGUCCUGAUCAACGUCGGGAGGGAACCCCACGUUGAUGAGGCCGAGCUAGUGUCAGCUCUUGUGGAGGGCCACCUGGGUGGCGCUGGACUUGAUGUCUUCGAUAAGGAGCCUAACGUGCCAGAGCAACUUUUUAGGCUCGAUAACGUAGUUGAUAAGGCUCUCCUGUUGCCGCAUGUUGGGAGUGGCACCUAG
Messenger RNA from Salvia splendens (bonfire salvia), 861 nucleotides. RefSeq names its product hydroxyphenylpyruvate reductase. The transcript is spliced from 3 exons. The coding region runs from base 1 to 861 and encodes 286 amino acids. Gene Ontology annotation, cellular component: cytosol. Gene Ontology annotation, molecular function: hydroxypyruvate reductase [NAD(P)H] activity; glyoxylate reductase (NADPH) activity; NAD binding. The record is from RefSeq and is a predicted model, not a curated record. Lineage: Eukaryota; Viridiplantae; Streptophyta; Magnoliopsida; Lamiales; Lamiaceae.